AUGGCGCCAGCCAACUCCAAGGCAAAUUAUAAAACGUACGAGUCGCAGGCACGCAUGGUUCGCGCCAUCGUCGCUGCCCACCCGGACGUCAAGUGGAACUACAAAGAAAUCGCCGCUUGCUACGGUUCUGACAUGACGGAGCACGCGCUCAAUCAUCGUUUUCGCCGCCUCCGCGCCCAAGCCGCCAUUGUUCGCGAGGGACGCCAGCUCGGCUUCGAUUCGAAGAACCUCCCGGCGUCCGAGGAGCUUCCUAUCAAGCUCGAGGACGUCGACCGGAACAAUAUCGCAAAGUACUUUGGCCAGUCCACCGCCGACGGCAUCCAGUUCCAGUUCCGCGCAAUCAAGAGGGACGCCGACCAGCUGCGCCAGGUCGAGGCUUCGGGCGGCGACGUGCUCAACUGCCUCAACGGAAGCGUUGGCUCCGCCGCCACGACGCCGUCCAAGCUCCAGACCCCUUCGCGCCGCGGAGCCAGUUCCGGCACUGGCACCAGCCGCAAGAAGCGUACCCUCGGCCGUGUCUAUCUCAAGAAGGAGGAUUCUGACGACGACCUCGACAACUCCGACUUCGGCCACGACAGCGGGCGUGAUGAGCACACGCCCUCCAAGCGCUCCAAGACCAUGGCCGCCUCGGCCAAGAAGGCUACGCCCCGUCGUGCGGCCCAGAUGGCGAGCGAUACUAUCGCUGCCGACGCCGCCGCCCAGCGCCAGGGAAGUGAGUCGCCGGCUCCCCUUCAGGAACCGACGGCCGCCAAGUCGCUCUUCGGCCCCUUUGACGCCCAGUCCGCCGCCCAGUCCGCCGCCCAGUCCGGUCCUGCGGCUCUCCCGACCGGCUUCGCCGCCAACGGCAGCGACACCUACAUGACCUCCUUCCGCGAGAGCCUCUACCACGAUGACUCGGGAACCGUGGACGACGAAUACGGCGAUGGCGAGAUCUAG
Molecule: messenger RNA, 936 nt
Organism: Drechmeria coniospora
Lineage: Eukaryota; Fungi; Ascomycota; Sordariomycetes; Hypocreales; Ophiocordycipitaceae
Exons: 3
Coding region: 1-936 (311 amino acids)
Source: RefSeq, a predicted model, not a curated record